AUGGCUACGGCUCAGCCCAUCACCUUCCAGACGACCGGAAAUGACGACUUUACCAUGGGUUCUGGCUCCUUCGGUGGUCACAAUGGCUCCUUCAAUCCCGCUUCUUACACCCGCCGUUUGAUCGGCUCGCCAUCAUUGUCCUGGCGAGCGGGUUCGUUCGGGAAUAGUAGGUUCUUCACCGGUAUGUCCCCGGGUUUGCUCGGCCCCCUCGAUCCGAACGAAUUCAAGUUCGGCAAAACAUCAUCGUCGAUUGAGAGCGACCGGGGCUCAAUCGUUAAUGCACUUAGCAUGUUCGAUCACCAACAGGAUCUUUGCCGGGAUUAUACCUGCUGUGGCUUAAACCUUACUGACCUGCAUGCACUCGUCGACCACUUUGAGGAGUGUCAUGUGGUUGUCGUAGAUCCCUUCGCCCCCCCGAUGCCACUCCAGAACGCCCAGGCAAACUUUCCUCCCGCGCAAGGAUCGUACUUCCCGGAAGUCAACGGUGUUCCAACGGCGCCUACCUAUCAUCACGGUUCCUUUGAUCCAGAUGACAUGGAACUGGACAUGGACCAUAUGAGCGCUCCGUCAUCGGGAGCUUCCUCCCCACCUGAUACUCCUAUAUCGACGCCCUUGUCCUCGUAUCCAUCCACCCUGUACCCUGGCUCAGCCCCGGCGUCCAACUGCUCAUCUCCUAUGCCUGCUCCGAUCUCCGCUUUUGAAACGACAACCGUUCUCCCAUCUCGCUCUGGCCACUCUCCGCUGUCAGUCGGCUUCCCUCCCGCUUCGCGUUCAAGCAUGGCUGGUCUCUCUCCGCGUGUCGACGAGGCGUUCAAUACCUACGCCGGAUAUUCCGAUUACUCCUCGCUUCUUCCCGGUACCGUCCCGUCACCUACCACCACGACUGCGCCGCCAAUCGAAGGUCCGGCAGGUUCCGAUGCGAGGAACGCGUAUGCUGGUCGAUCGACGUGUGUGCCCCCCGCUCUGUUGCUCAAUCACAGCGCAAGCAACACGCCUAACAGUACGCCCUCGUCGUCGCGCGUCGCGUCACCUGCAAUGGGAACGUCCGUCUUCCGGAACGUCGCUGCUGCACCCCCGUCGACGUCCGUCUCUGGCGCUACGGCGAGCGGCCAAACCGCUCGCGCGAGCACGACACUCUCACGGCCUGCUUCCUCGCUGCUCCUCUCGAAACCGUUCAAGUGCCCAAAGCCAAACUGCAACAAGUCGUACAAGCAAGCGAAUGGCCUGAAGUAUCACAUGACUCACGGCUCGUGCAACUUUGCGCCUCCGAAGGAUCUCGAGCAGGUGCAGGCGUUGCUCGCAUCGAAGCGCGGUGGCAAGGACGAUAAUGAGCCCAUUAGCGAGUCGGAGCUCCGGGAGGUCGAGCGAGAAGCUGAGCGGAGAUUGAGACCAUACGCGUGCGGCGUCGGCGACUGCCAGCGACGGUACAAGAACAUGAACGGCUUGAGAUAUCACUACCAGCACUCUGGCGAUCACGGCGCGAUCGGGCUUGCCCUGCUAGCCAGCGGCCAGCACGAGUGCUUGCAGCACAGCAAGUCGCGCCACCACACUCCUUCGAACUCCAUUGCCAACGCACACCACAACGCCUCCACGACCACCUCCGCCGCACCAUCGACGACCUCCUCUCCGCUCGCCACACCCCCCAUCUCCCGUCCGCAGUCGACCACGAGUCAGUACCCAUCGUCGCCCCUGGCGCAGCCGCCAACGUACCAGAGUGUGUCGAUGCACCCCCCGCAGUACACGUCACAGUACUCGACCGCGCCACUGAAUCCCACUCCGGUGACUGGCGCGAGCUCCAUCCAGCUGCUGUCGUAUAUGACGCAGAUGUCGGCGUGA
Molecule: messenger RNA, 1836 nt
Organism: Laetiporus sulphureus 93-53
Lineage: Eukaryota; Fungi; Basidiomycota; Agaricomycetes; Polyporales; Laetiporaceae
Exons: 4
Coding region: 1-1836 (611 amino acids)
Cellular component (GO): nucleus
Source: RefSeq, a predicted model, not a curated record